Messenger RNA from Oncorhynchus tshawytscha (Chinook salmon), 3422 nucleotides. Its product is annotated as mediator of RNA polymerase II transcription subunit 15-like. The transcript is spliced from 3 exons. The record is from RefSeq and is a predicted model, not a curated record. Bases 85 to 3000 code for a protein of 971 amino acids. NCBI's taxonomy places the organism in Eukaryota, Metazoa, Chordata, Actinopteri, Salmoniformes, Salmonidae.
UUGCCAGAUACAGCAUAAGGGAUAUUAUGCUAGGGCUUAUACCAGCCAUUAGUUCUGAUUACUGGGGAGCUUUUGAGGCGCAAAAUGGCCGUGAUGAUUGGAAUCGCUUUUAGAGUUUCUUGGCUUUGUUGCCUGCUAAUUGUCGGGAUAACCUGUUCUACAUCAAGUGAUGGGUAUCCUGCACCAGGUUCUGAUGCAGCAUGGCUCUAUACAGGCCCACUUAGGUCUAAAGGAUAUGGUAAUUACAACUCUCCAACAGCUCAAUUGCAAGCGCAGCUGACCGAAGAGCAACAGAAACAUCUGGCAGCCAUCCUGCAAAAGCAACUGGCCCCCAUGCCCCAGGCACCUCAGAAAAUGUGGUAUCCAACUCAAAUGCCCCAGCAGGAAAAGCAACCGGCCGCCAUGAGCCAACAGCAGACGCUACCGGCCAGUUAUCCUAAGCAGCCUCAAGCAAUGUUUUAUCCAGCUCAAAUACCCCAGAAGCAACCAGUUACUGAACUUCAGCAUCAGAAGGAACAGGCCUCCAUACCCCAGCUACCUCAGCAAGUGUGGUACCCAGUUCAAAUUCCUCAGCAGCAAAAGCAACCAGCUACUGGUCCUCAGCAGCAGACCGAACUGACCACCAUGCCCCAGAAGCAACCGGCUCCAAUGCCUAUACCGCAGAAACGACCAACAGCUAUGCCCCAGAAAGCAUGGUAUCCAGCUCAAAUGCAGCAGAAGCAACCGGCCACCAUGCAGCAGCAAGUGUGGCAUCCAGCUCAAUUGCCCCAGCAGCAAAAGCAACCGGCUACUGAACCUCAGCAGCAGAAGGAACCGGCCUCCAUAACCCAGCAACCUCAGCAAGUGUUGCAUCCAGCUCAAAUGCUGCUGAAGCAACUGACUGCCAUGCCCCAGCAAGUGUGGUAUCCAGCUAAGCCCCAGAAGCAACUGGCCGCUGAUCCUCAGGAGCAGAUUGAACUGACCGCCAUGCCCCAGCAAGCAUGGUAUCCAGCUCAAAUGCCCCAGAAGCAACCAACCGCUGAACCUCAGUGGCAUCCAGCCAAAUUUCCCCAGGAGCAACCCGUCCCUAUGCGUCAACUGCAGACGGAACUGACCUCCAUUCCACCACAACUGUGGCAAUCCGCUCAAAUUCCCCAGCAGCAUAAGCAACCGGCUGCCAAGCUUCAGCAAGUGUGGCAACUGGCCCCCAUUCCCCAGCAGCCUCAUGACGUGUGGUAUCCAGCUAAAAUGGUCCAGAAGCAACAAGCAGCAUCAACUCGGCAGCAGAAGGAACUGACCACCAUGCCUCAAGAGUGGCAUCCAGCUCAAUUUCCCCAGCAGCAGAAGCAACCAGCCCUAAUGCUUUCACCGCAGAAGGAACUGACCGCCAUACACCAGCAACCUCAGCAAGUGUGGUAUCCAGCUAAAAUGCCCCAGAACCAACCAACCACUGAACCCCAGCAGCAGAAGGAACCGGCCACCAUGCCCCAGCAAGCAUGGUAUCCAGCUCAAAAGCCCCAGCUGCAGAAGGAACCGGCCGCUGAACCUCAGCAGCGGAAGCAACCGGCUGCUGAACCUCAGCAGCAGAAGGAACCGGCUGCUGAACCCCAGCAGCAGAAGGAACCGGCCACCAUGCCCCAGCAAGCAUGGUAUCCAGCUCAAAAGCCCCAGCUGCAGAAGGAACCGGCCGCUGAACCUCAGCAGCGGAAGCAACCGGCCGCUGAACCUCAGCAGCAGAAGGAACCGGCCACCAUGCCCCAGCUACCUCAGCAAGUGUGGCACCCAAUGCACAUUCCCCAGCAUCAACAGGAACUGGCCACCAUACCCCAGCAAGUGAGGUAUCCAGCUCAAAUGCCCCAGAAGCAUCUGGCCUUCAUGCCUCUACCACAGAAGCAACCAACCGCCAUGCCCCAGCAAGAGUGGCAUCCAGCUCAAAUGCCCCAGCAGCAGAAACUGGCCACCAUGCUGCAGAAGCAACCAGCCCCAAUGCCUCAACCGCAGAAGCAACAGGCCACCAUGCCCCCGCAAGUAUGGCAUCCAGCUCAAAUGCCUCAGCAGCAAAAGCAACCAGCUACUGAACCUCAGCAGCAAAUUGAACCGACCGCCAUGCCCCAGCCACCUCAGCAAUUGUGGCAUCCAGAUCAAUUUCUCCAGGAGCAGAAGCAACCAUUCACUAUGCAUCUACCGCAGAAGGAACUGACCGCCAAUCCACCACAACUGUGGCAAUCCGCUCAAAUGCCCCAGCAGCAUAAGCAGCCGGCUGCCAUGAUUCAGCAAGUGUGGCAUCGGGCACAGAAGCAACCGGCCCCUAUGCCCCAACAGCCUCACGACGUGUGGUAUCCAGCUAAAAUGGUCCAGAAGCAAGUCGCUGCGGUGACCGCCAUGCCGCAUACGCAUCAGCAAGUAUGGCAUCCAGCUGAAUUUCCCCAGCAGCAGAAGCAACCGGCCUCCACGCCUCUACCGCAGGAGCAACCGACCGCCGUACCCCAGCAAGUGUGGUAUCCAGCUCAAAUGUCACGGCAGCAACUGACCUCCAUGCCUCUACCGCAGAAGCGACUGACCGACGUGCCUCAGCAAGAGUGGCAACCAGCUCAAAUACCGCAGAAGCAACCGGCUGCUGAACCGCAGCAGAACGAACCGGCCACCAUACCCCAGCAAGUGGGGUAUCCAGCUCAAAUGUCCCAGCAGCGGAAGCAACACACUGCCAUGCCACAGCACCAACUGACCCCCAUGCCUCAGCAAUUAUGGCAUGUAGCUCAAAUGCCCCAGAAGCAACUGGCCCCAAUGUCUCAGCAGAAUCACUACGAAACCACUGAAGAUGGUGAACAGACAGGUGUCAUCCCAAUCUAUUCCUACAGUUCCAAAUCGCACUACGAGAAUGGCAGGACUGUAUUCUCCCUAACCCGCUACACUCCUAGGGAGGCUAUGCUUGUUCACAUUGGAAAUGCUCCCAAGGACAGUUUUGUUCGUACUGGUGCACCAAGCGUAUAUCCAUCACUAGUGAAAGAUUCUGCAAGGUAAUGGUUCACUUUAACCUGCUCUGAACUUUGCUCUCUGAAUUUGAAGUCCUUUGUACUAACCAUAUCUUUCAACAAGAAAAUGUAAUGGAUUCAUCCUCUAGAAGCUAAUGGUGAGAAUUGUUUUUGACAUUGGUUACUUAACAUUCUGUGUUGCUGACACUGCAUUUCUUUCUGCUUUUGUUUCGACCAGGAAGUGUCUGGUGCUCUUGCUACUCUAGCGUGAGGGAGUACAUGAACAGUUCUUCUUUAAAAAAAUGCCCUGUCUCUGUGAAAUAGUGGUUCUUGUGUCCAUUGCUUGCUAAUUGAGAACAGGUGGUGUGCAGUCUGUAGUAAAAAUGACUGCUCAGUUAAUUCUUUGGUUUUCUAGUCUUUUACCUUUGCUACUGGUUGUUCAAAAUAAAAGCUUGGGUCUACAUUUGUCAA